UUUAAUAGCUUCUCAUACAUACAUACACAGAGAGAAACCCCAACUCACACAACCAUUCUCCUCUUUCACUCAAAAACCAAACCCUAAUUAAACGACACACCGUUUUGAUAAACGAUGGGAACACCGGAAACUUCCAGAGAACCAUGUCCCGAUCGCAUCCUAGACGACAUCGGCGGCGCCUUCGGUAUGGGAUCCGUCGGCGGCUCCGCUUUUCACUUCCUCAAAGGUCUCUACAAUUCCCCUAAAGGUGACCGUUUAAUCGGCGCAACACAAGCUGUUCGCCUCAACGCACCACGAAUCGGCGGUAGUUUCGCCGUUUGGGGUGGACUUUUCUCGUCUUUCGAUUGUACUAUGGUUUACGUUCGUCAGAAAGAAGAUCCAUGGAAUUCGAUCGUUGCCGGUGCUGCUACCGGUGGUUUUCUUUCCAUGCGUCAGGGUUUUGGUGCUUCGGCGAGGUCCGCGGCGUUCGGCGGUGUUCUUCUUGCGCUUAUUGAAGGUGCUGGUAUCGCGCUUAAUAAGUUUCUUAGUGCACAACAGCCUUUGCCGAUUUUGAUGGAGGAUAUGCCGCCGCAAGAAUUGGAGGCGAAUAACAACGGCGGCGUCGGGAAGUCGUGGUUUGGUGGAUUUUUUGGUGGAGCGAAGGAAGAAGAGAGGGAUGGGGGAAGUGAGGUGAAGAUUCUUGAAAGUUUUGAUGCUCCUCCUGUGCCUAAAUUUGAGUACAAGUGAAAUUAGGGUUUGGUUUUUGAGGUAGUUUUGUUUUUGUUUUGAAAUUUGAAUUGAAAUUGAAAAAAUUAGGGGUUUGUUUUGAACCUCUAUUAGUGAUCGUUGAUUUCUUGGUUUUCUAUUAUGCCUUAUAUUAGUUACAUGGUUAAUCCUAUUUAAAUUAAAACAAUAAUGAUGUGUAACAAACAAGUGUAGUAGUAUACUUUCAUUACAAUGAUUUUUUUUAAUUUUGUUAUAA
Molecule: messenger RNA, 961 nt
Organism: Cicer arietinum (chickpea)
Lineage: Eukaryota; Viridiplantae; Streptophyta; Magnoliopsida; Fabales; Fabaceae
Product: mitochondrial import inner membrane translocase subunit TIM17-2-like
Biological process (GO): protein import into mitochondrial matrix
Cellular component (GO): TIM23 mitochondrial import inner membrane translocase complex
Molecular function (GO): transmembrane protein transporter activity
Source: RefSeq, a predicted model, not a curated record